This is a messenger RNA of Dichotomopilus funicola, 504 nucleotides long. RefSeq lists its product as uncharacterized. The coding region runs from base 1 to 504 and encodes 167 amino acids. The record is from RefSeq and is a predicted model, not a curated record. The transcript has 2 exons. Lineage: Eukaryota; Fungi; Ascomycota; Sordariomycetes; Sordariales; Chaetomiaceae.
AUGCAGACCAAGAUCUUUCUUCUCGUCGCUCUCGCGGCUCUGACCGAAGCUCGCUUUGGCCAGGAAGGUUCUGUACAAAACAUUAUCCAAGGACUUGGCGCCUUUGGCAACCCCGGGGCCGCCGGCACUCUCGCUGGUCAAACCCCUGGUGUCCUUCUUGCAGGUGCUAGCGCUUGUGCCCAGCUUGAGCUCGCUGACCAGAUCGUGGCUGAGCUCGGGACCGACCCUGAGGUUAUUGCGGCUGCUGCAGCCCUGGUUGCUGCCGAAAAGAACUUCAAUCCUUUCGCCCAAGACACCCCAAACCUCUGUAGUGACGCCAGCCUUCCGGCCACGCCUGAGCUCCGUGGUAUCAUCCCGGCUGUUGACCCGGCCGUUGACGGGGCCGAUGUUCAGAAUGCUAACUCUGCUACAUCGCUGGCAACGCCUUUUGAUGCCACCGGCCUGAGUGUUGCGGAGGUCUCGAGGGCCCAGGGGUUCGAGAACUUCAACGACCAGGCGGCUUAG